Contarinia nasturtii (swede midge) is the source of this 1414-nucleotide messenger RNA. RefSeq names its product hsp90 co-chaperone Cdc37-like. Gene Ontology annotation, molecular function: protein-folding chaperone binding; heat shock protein binding. Gene Ontology annotation, cellular component: cytoplasm. The transcript is spliced from 5 exons. NCBI's taxonomy places the organism in Eukaryota, Metazoa, Arthropoda, Insecta, Diptera, Cecidomyiidae. The coding region runs from base 731 to 1234 and encodes 167 amino acids. Gene Ontology annotation, biological process: protein stabilization; protein folding. The record is from RefSeq and is a predicted model, not a curated record.
GUAUUUCAACAAAUGUUUCGAUUUUGUGGCAAAAACCUGAUUUGAAUCGCAUGACCAAAAUUAUUUGGGCAAUUUCAAAAAUCAACCUAUUUAAUCUGUGAUUUAAAAUCCAAAACCGAGAAUCCAUUGAACGUGAUUGAGGCAUCAGAAUCUAGUGGAUCGUGUAGAUGAGUAUGAGGAGAAGAAAGGAACAAAUAAUCAAAAGCAAAUGUAUAACAUUCAACAGGAGAUAAGGAACUGUAACGGCGACGAAAAGAAAUGGGCACAACUUCAGACAAAAUUGAAAGAGAUUGAAUCGAAAAAGAGCGAAUUGAAUGCCAAAUGUGAUGAGUUACGGUUAAAAGAAAAGAAAACACCUUGGAAUUUCUAUACAAUUUCCAAACCAGGCUUCUCGAAAACGAUCAUCAAUACAUCACCGAAAUCAACGUAUGAUGAUUUGAACGAAGAAGAAAAAGAAUCUCGUAGGCGCGAUUUUGUUAAAGACAAUAAAAAACUGCUGAAACUAUUCGGAAUGAUGCGCAAAUACGAUGAUUCGAAAAAAUUUCUUUUGGACCAUAGUCAACUUGUGUGUAAAGCGUCGGCUAACUACCUCGUCUCUCGGGCAAUCAGCUUGCAAAUGGAAGCAAAAAGAAUGAAUCAAUUCAAAUAUUUUGUUAAUUAACAGAUCGUUUAAAUUGGAUUUAUAUUUGUUCACAAAUACAGCUAGUCUCAUGGAACACGUUGUAUUUGUAUGCAAUACAUCUUGGAAUUGGCGAAAGAACUUAAAAAGGAUCCACGUGCAUGCGUCGGUUUAUUCUUUGAUCGAAUCCAAGAAGCCGGUUUUGAGUAUAAGAAAGAUUUUGAUCUUGAAGUAGAAUCAUUCAGAGAUCAUAUUGAGAAACAUGUUUUUGAAAAAAUCAAAGACGAUCUCGCUGAACAAGAAGAAGAAGAACGCAAGGCACGUUUGGGUCCAGGUGGUCUCGAUCCAAAAGAAGUCUUUGAAUCAUUGCCAAAGUGUCUUCAAGACUGUUUUGAAAUUCGUGACAUUGAACUGCUGCGAAGUACCUUUGAUAAAAUGCCUGUUUAUGAGGCCCGAUAUCAUUUGGGUCGCUGUGUAGCUUCUGGUCUAUGGGUUCCGGACGCAUCCAAAGUAGAAAAGCGAUCGAUUAUAAUAUCGCUGAUGACCAAAUUUUUGGAGCUAUUUUGCGGAUGGUUUGAUACAUUUUGGGGAUUUUUAACAAGAGCUCAUGAGUAAACAAAAUGACAUUUUGGUAUCGAUAUAUAAAUAUUUAGUAGAAAGAGUGUAUGAUGAAACUUUUACUUUUCCGCACACCCACUGUGUGUUAGUGAAGUAUUUUGUCUAAAGAAGGAUCGAAGUAGUCAAAACAAUCUCACAUUAAUUGCAGAGUUAUCACUCAGUUUGUACCUUUUUAUG